GGUGCAGGCAGCUGCCUGGCUUCUCUGCCCUGGCUCCAUGCCCACGCUGCUCCCUGCCCACCUCCUUCUCCCAUUUCACUGCCUGCCCUGUGCUGUGCUAAUACCUCCCCUGGGCCGCUCUCGAGGGCCCAUCUUGGGAGGCUUUCCAAAGGUCUCUUCAUUAGCACUGCCUGCGGUUGUGGCUUGGGCAGGGAUCUGGCAGGGAAAUAGGGGGACUCCCUGGACGGGAAACACCUGUGCCAGCUCACCUGAGCGAGGAGGUCUCGCUCGGGGACCCUCGGGGGGGCUCCUGCCAGGUCUGGUCCUACUGGAGGAUGCCAGCGUCACGAGGCAGCGGUGUCCCCAGCCCCACGUGGGACUCUGGUCCCUGCCAGGCGUCUCCCUGUGGUGUGGCCCUGGAGUGGUUUAAAGUCUGCGUGUUAUCACCCACCCCAGCCCCGGGGCUCAUAAAAUCGUGCCAGGACGGAGACACUGACGCUGCUGUUGCCACUGCCUGUUCCCAGCCGGCCCUAUGGGCACCACUUCCUUCUUGAAGAGGGCCCAGGCUCUGCUCCGCAUCCGGAACCAGCUGGUGCGGGAAUGCCUGGCUGAGCUGCUGGCUGUCUUCGUGCUUAUCCUGAUCACCCUGAGCGGCUCAGCACAGAUGGUCACCAGCUCCGGGACGAAGGGGAACAUCCUCACCGCCUACCUGGCAGGCGCCCUGGCAGUCAUGGUGGCCAUCUACAUGGCAGGGGGAGUCUCCGGGGCCCACCUGAACCCGGCGUUCUCCCUCGCCAUGUGCCUGCUGGAGCAGUUUCCCUGGUGGAAGCUUCCCAUCUUCGUGGCCGUGCAGACCUCGGGAGCUUUCAUAUCUGCCGGAGCUGUCUACGCCCUCUACUAUGGUACGGGGAGGUGGGCAGGCGCCUGGCGGGGGAACACCGCGGUUGUGCCGGGGUGGCUGGGCUCGCAGAUGGGCUCUGCCUCUGCUCCGCAGAUGCCAUCCAGCGCUACAGCAAUGGGACCCUCACCACCUCUGGCCCCUGGGAAACCGCCUCCAUCUUUGCCACCUACCCUGCUGACUACCUCUCCCUCUCCAACGGCUUCUUGGACCAGCCCCACAGGUGAUGGGCACAGCGCUGCUGAUCGUGGGCAUCCUGGCCAUUCUGGACACCCGCAACAAGGGUGUCCCCAAGGGCCUGGAGCCGGUGGCCGUGGCCCUGCUAGUGUUCUCCAUCGAGGUCUCCAUGGGCUCCAACUGCGGCUGCCCCAUGAACCCUGCACGGGAUUUCGGGCCCCGGCUCUUCACCUACGUCGCGGGUUGGGGCGCAGAAGUCUUCAGGUGGGUAGAGGGAAGGAGGUGAGGUGGAGGGUGGCAGGGGUGACCCCCUGCCCACCGUGCCCCAUCCCCAGCAGGGGCAAUGGGUGGUGGUGGGUGCCGGUGGUGGCACCACUGCUGGGGGCCGCCGUGGGCUCGGCACUUUACCAGCUCCUCGUGGCUUUCCACCACCCCCUGGAGGAGGGUGACCCCCCGGCCGAGCAGACCUCCCUGGUCCUCGUCAACGUCGCCAUCCCCCCAGACACCAACAUGUCACCUGGGGAGAAGGACGCUGGGGGGAUGCUGCCCUGGAAGAAGUGACACCGGGGGGACCCCCCACCCCAAGCUGGCAACACGGUCGUCGUCCCCUGCCCCGUCCCUGUCAUGCCAUUAAAUGAGCCCUGAGGCCGUGGGGUGUCUCGUGUCUGGACAGGGGGGGCAGCGGCGCAGGGGGCAUGGGACAGGGGAGGCAGCGGCCCCCAGCCCCCCGGGGGCUGGGGCAGAGCUGGCCAG
This is a messenger RNA of Harpia harpyja (harpy eagle), 1807 nucleotides long. RefSeq names its product aquaporin 10 (gene AQP10). Lineage: Eukaryota; Metazoa; Chordata; Aves; Accipitriformes; Accipitridae. Bases 512 to 1615 code for a protein of 367 amino acids. The transcript has 4 exons. Gene Ontology annotation, biological process: water transport; glycerol transmembrane transport. Gene Ontology annotation, molecular function: water channel activity; glycerol channel activity; urea transmembrane transporter activity. The record is from RefSeq and is a predicted model, not a curated record. Gene Ontology annotation, cellular component: plasma membrane; basolateral plasma membrane.